Messenger RNA from Stegostoma tigrinum, 2776 nucleotides. Its product is annotated as TBC1 domain family member 22B. The transcript has 13 exons. Gene Ontology annotation, biological process: activation of GTPase activity. Gene Ontology annotation, molecular function: GTPase activator activity. The record is from RefSeq and is a predicted model, not a curated record. NCBI's taxonomy places the organism in Eukaryota, Metazoa, Chordata, Chondrichthyes, Orectolobiformes, Stegostomatidae. Bases 175 to 1698 code for a protein of 507 amino acids.
CUCCGGACGCCAACAUGGCGGCAGUGGUAUUGAGAAAUUGACUGAAAUUUUAACCUUUCUGACUGGGGCGUGCCUGUUCCUAUGAACGGUAUUUGGCUUUCUUUUUAAGAGAAAAAAAACACCCGAAAAUUCCGUCAGCGCUCCUGUACUGUCAGGGGAAGGGAAGGGGAGGUGAUGGCGAGCGACAGUAGGAGGCAGUUCUGGAAGCGGAACACCAAGGUUCCCGGAAGUAUACAACAAGUUUAUGGAGCACAACAUCCGCCGUUUGAUCCCCGUCUGCACAAAAAUUUACUUAAAGAAGGUUCCAAGAUGUAUGCACAGUCAAAAUCAAAAAGAGCCUCCAGUUUCCAUGAGUUUGCGAAAAGCACCAGUGAUGCUUGGGACAUUGGGGAUGACGAAGAGGAAGAAUUCAUGUCUUUUGCUUCCCAAAGCCUUAAUUCAAAAGUUGCAAUGGCAACAGCUGCUCAGGUCAUUCAGAACCACAAUAAAUUGAAGGAACCUCCUGGAGAGAAAAUGCAGCAAUCUGAAUCGUUCGAUGAGAUUAAAAGAAACGGCAAGGUGGUAAAAUCGAACAGUGAAGUACAACUGUCAGUGUCUUCGGGUGGCUCUUUAGGCAGAGUAACACUCCAAAAACAGCAGUCACUCCCUUCACGGCCUGUUAUUCCAUUAGUGGCACGAAUUUCAGAUCAGAAUGCAUCUGGGGUCCCGCCAAUGACAAUAAGAGAAAAGUCCCGUCAUGAAAAGUUCAAACAGCUUUUAAGCAGUGCAAACACAGAUUUAGAAGAAUUAAGAAAAUAUAGUUGGUCAGGAGUUCCAAGAGAAGUUCGUUCUGUCACAUGGAGACUCUUGUCGGGUUAUCUACCAGCAAAUAUGGAGAGAAGGGAAAUCACUUUACAGCGAAAGCGAGAAGAGUAUUUUGGGUUUAUUGAACAAUAUUAUGACUCUAGAAAUGAAGAACAUCACCAGGAUACCUAUCGACAGAUUCACAUUGACAUUCCCAGAACUAAUCCCUUGAUUCCCCUGUUUCAACAACCUUCUGUUCAAGAGAUCUUUGAGCGGAUUCUCUUCAUAUGGGCCAUUCGACAUCCAGCAAGUGGUUAUGUUCAAGGAAUUAAUGAUCUGGUGACUCCUUUCUUUGUAGUGUUCCUUUCAGAGCAUGUGGAAGAAGAUGUGGAAAAUUUUGAUGUAACAAACCUGUCGGAGACAGUACAGCGGAAUAUAGAAGCUGAUAGUUUCUGGUGUAUGAGCAAACUAUUGGAUGGCAUACAGGACAAUUACACUUUUGCACAACCAGGGAUACAGAAGAAAGUCAAAGCACUUGAAGAACUCAUCAGCCGAAUUGAUGAGCAAGUGCACAUUCACUUCAGAAAAUAUGAAGUAGAGUACCUGCAGUUUGCAUUCCGCUGGAUGAAUAACUUGCUGAUGAGGGAGCUGCCUCUCAGAUGCACCAUUCGACUCUGGGAUACAUACCAGUCAGAGCCAGAUGGAUUUUCUCACUUUCACUUGUAUGUCUGUGCUGCUUUCCUCAUUAAAUGGAGAAAGGAAAUUUUGGAAGAAGAUGACUUUCAAGGUCUACUGAUGUUGUUGCAGAACUUACCUACAAUCCACUGGGGUAAUGAAGAAGUUGGCCUUCUCCUAGCAGAAGCGUACAGGCUUAAGUACAUGUUUGCAGAUGCACCUAAUCACUACAGACGAUAAGUGGUUAGAAGAAAUGUUCAGAGCUGAAUUUAAACUCAUUUCAGUCUUUAAAGGCAGGCGGCCAUCAGCUGUACUGACUGAGACAACAAAUGGUCCAACUACUUUGGAAGUAGUUUCUAAUUACUUGAAGCUUUUCUUAAGCUAUUAUUGUAAUAUACUAAAUUGAAAGUAGACUGAGAGCUCCCUCAGUUUGCUCUUCACGGAGCCUUGCUAAAUCUUUGAUACUAGGGUAUACAUAAUUCUUAGAAAAAGGAUUUAAAAGGAAUUAUAUCGUGUUUCUGUAUCAUAGUUACAAUGUAUUUGUCCUUAAUUUGAACUACUGUGAGCUUAUACUUAGGACGUCGCGUAAGUGUUUGGAAUUAGUGUGCAUAAGAGAGACUGGUUAAAUUUUCCUCAUUUUUCAACACACCUGACAUCCAACUUCUUGGAUUAGAUGACACAUUCACAAUAUUUUUAAUUGUGCCUCUUUUUUAAAAAGAAAUCCUCAAAUUUUAUUUUGGAGUUGCUGUGUAUUAUUUGAUGUAAACUUUAGCUGUUUUGGUGAGGUAUGUUCAUUUAAAAGUCUUUUAAUUUCUACAAAGUAUUUUUUUUUAUAAGCAAUAAAAUGAUUCAUUUUUUAAAUGUAGAAUUUGAGAAAUUUGGAAGAGUCUAACUAUCUUUAUAACUUUUUUAAAAGAUCUGUGUUAUGACCACUAAUACUAUGUUAAAAGGCCAAUUACCAUUGCCAAUAAUAUAGAUUCCAAACUAAAGCCAUUCAAGAUUAAAAUAUGUUUCUCAGGUGCAGGUAUUUCUUUUUGGUUUGUGUGCCUUUCGAUUAAUUCUUUAUGUAAAGUUGAGAAAACAUUGUGAAACUUAUGUUUGAAAUUGUUUUAGCAAGAGUUGAUGGCAUUUCUUCUAGCUCUUAAGAUGUCUGUUCUGAUUACUCAAAAGAUACCUUGUUAUGAGUUCUAGUGUUUAAAAAGAAAUGAUUCAUAUAAUUAAAAUAUGGGAAUAGAUAUAUUUUUAAAUAUGUAUGAGACCUGAGAAGCAGAUUUUUCCAUUGAUGGCCAACGGUUAAAUGGUUAGAGUUACAUCUGGU